This is a messenger RNA of Caenorhabditis auriculariae, 3362 nucleotides long. The record is from the annotation of a GenBank genome assembly. Lineage: Eukaryota; Metazoa; Nematoda; Chromadorea; Rhabditida; Rhabditidae.
AUGACGACACAAGGACAGCCCUACUAUCGAUACGACGAGGAGUUUUCUGGAGGUUUUUUUUGCAUUUCCAUGAGAAAGUUAAAGAUGCGAAAAUUGAGCUUAUAACACUUUUUUUGCUUAAUUUUUCAUUCAACGAUAGCUAGAAACUGUUGAAGAGAGAGUGAGAAAAAAGAGAGCGCAGACAAGGUAGAGUGUUUCAAGUUGUGGCGAAUGAAGUAUUUAAAAAAAUGGAAGGGCUCAUUUUUUGCGGCUUGAUUUUAUAGUUACUAAUUUUGGCUCCUAUUUUUGUAGCUUGCAACUAUUUUAACUUCUUACUCACCGUAGAAAUCGUUAUUUUUCCUAGAUAUUUCUUGGAAUUUUUCUUCAAGCCUGCUUUUUUAGUUAGUAGACGCACUAGAGCUUAUGGUUGUAUCAUUACGAUCAGGUUACAGUAAUCCUACAGUUCUUCUCAAAUCUCCCGAAGAGGGGGGGGGUCGUCUUUUUCUCGAUAAUGGACGGGUGCUUUCAAUUUUUAACAAGAGUAGAUCUCUUCUCUGACUUUUAAACUUCUCCGGAUUCGUUGUUACAUUCCCACACGAAAACCCAUGCACCGGAUGAGUUUUUUUGCAGUAUCCAAGACGACGGGCGAGGUUCAGCUGCAUCGGGACAUUGGCAUCAACGAGCCACGACGGCCGAAAAACGGAAGUUUGAACUCGCCGACGUCAGACCAGCGCUUCGGACAGCCGCUGCCGUCGCCUCUUCAGGAGAAUAAGCCUUUUCGGCAGCCUCCUGCCAAGCAACAAAGUCCGUUUUUGUGCCAUCUUUGAGUGGUAUAGUUUGUGACAGUUUUCGCGUGUCUGCGUCUCUCUGUUCCCUCACCGGCGAGGUCAGAGAAACAUGAAAAAAGCACGUAAACAUGAGAGAGACGUCGAGAGACGAGGAGGGCGCAGAGAAGUCUCGCAUAGUCGCGAAAAACGGACUAUAUCAUGGAAAUUAUUGGUAGAUAAGAUUCCAAAUUUCGCACUGGAGAAUUAAAAAGGACAAAGAAGUAGUAACGGAAAUUAGAAAAUACAAAAAAUAUUGAAAGCUCAAAAGAGUGCAUGGAAUGAUGGAAUAUCGGUUUGCAAGAGAACUAGUUGAAAAUCGGACCAAGAAGCUCAAUUUUUUUUUGAUAGCUAAUUCUGAUAUUAUCAGUGGAGAGCGCUAUAACCUGCUGUAAAAUUUCGUCCAGGCCGUUUCUGAGAAGAUUUUUUUUUCGCUGCCUUUUUGAAAAUAUCAAUCAAUGGAUCAAUUUUCACUAGAAAUAUUUCUAAACUUUCUUCAGGCAUGUCGUCCAGCUCAAGCUCACAAGAAGAUUUGCACCGAAGCGUCGCGGUUACGGUAGUCAAGGAUUCUGGAACUAAGGUAUAGUCAAUGUUUCCCGACUUGAAAGGGGAGGGAGGCGUAGCGUGUGCGUACGCGGUUCUUGGCGGGCCAGUUCAAUUCAAUCGCCGCCGACUAUUUAAAAAGCUCGGCGACCGCUCUUUCUCUGUAUUUUCUACUAAUUUUUGAUGCACAAGUUAACAUAAUCAAUAAAUAACUUAAAAAAGAAGUGAAAAGGGCGAUAAAUGAGCUCUCUGAAUGCUCGCUGGCGCUUGAAUUGAACUCGUGCCAAGAUCCGCGUACGCACACGCUACGCGUCCCGCCCCUUGCCCCGCCUCCCUCGCCUUUCAAGUCGGGAAACAUUGACUAUAAUCAUGAUCUUACUUUUGCGAAAGUUGCUGGAAUAUUUUCUCAGGUUGAACUGAUGCUCAAAGCUCAUGGGCUCAAGAAGAAGAAGGGAUUCCUCAGCAACCUCAUCACGACUUUCAAAAAGGUUACUACUUUUUCUCGAAUUUUCGAGUGUCUGCCUCUCUCUGUUCUCUAACCAGCGAAGUCAGAGAAACAUGAAAAUAGGGCGCCAACAUGAGAGGGCGCAGAGAAGCUUCUCACUUUCUAGAAAAAACUAACUAUAAAGAAAUUUCUUCUUUCCAUGAUUUUUUGGGACAACUAUAAUUUUUCAGCCCCACCAACCGUCAAGAUUACUUGCCAACGGAAGAUUCACGAACUUUGCCCUGACGGAAAAUUCUCUUCAGUUUGUCCUCGUUAUCAAUACGGAGAAGAAAAAGAAGAAAGGUUCAUUCUUUAUUCAAAAUUUAACUUGAUUGAAUUUUACAGGAAAUGGAAAUCGACAAGACACUUUCUCGUGUCACAUCCGACAGUUCCCCUGUGAGAUCAACCCGGACAGCGCCGAAUUUGAGGCGAGUAGAACUUUUUCCUUUCUUUAGCAACUGUAAGACCAUACAUCGGCUGAUUUUUGGCUUUUUAAGCGCGAAACAAAGAAAUUGAAAAUGAACUGCAUUAGGCCGCACUUUUUGGGGAGUAACAAGACUUAUAAUUAUUAUAGUCUGUGUGCCACAACUUGGAAUUUCAUCGAACGACAUUCCGCUGUGCCGCUGCGCGCCUUUGCAAACCUUGGUCGCGCUUUUGGUUUUUUUUUCUUCUAUCAAGGUGCUACCAUGCUAACACAGCAAAAAAAAUCAAUUGAAAGAGUGAUCUAGAUUCGAAAGACGCUUUGCGAACGCACGCAGCGGAACAGCGGAAUGUCGUUCCGUGAAGCUUCAAGUCCUGGCACACAGACUAUAAUAAGACGAGAAAGAUUUUUUUGGUUUCUUCAAUUUAUUCAAAAAGCAAAUUUCAAAGAUUAGAGAGGUUCCAGAGUAAUUUAGUGAAUUGGAAGAGCUCUUAACCUUGAAAAAACCUAAAGAAACGGAAAAUUUUUCAUACUUUAGGAUUUUCGCUCAAUCUUCUAGAAAGUUUUGAAAGAUUUGGGAACUCCACAGAGCUCUUUUGAGACUCGGUUCAGAGCAGAGUUGUUCGAGAUAUGACUUUUAGAAGUACAGACAAAUCUCGUUUCGAAAUUUGUCGAAAAAAGAUCGAAAUUGCGGGAAAAGAAGCUGAAAAAUCGCAUUUUUGUCACGAGAUAGUCUCGAAAAGAACCAACCAUAGUUUGGAGAAUUAUGUUACCUAGGGCUCACCAUUUAUCUAAAAUAAUUUAUGUAAUCUUUGAUGUUUGAAAGCAUCUUCAAUUCAAUUUCUUUCUUGAACUGUACUUUUUAUAUGAUUUUAGAUGUGGAAAAAUAUUUUUUUAGUGGCUAUUUUGUUCACGUUCUCUUAGCCCAAUCUGUCAAGCUCAAUCUUGAGAUAAUUCUAUGAUUAUCAGAAUACUUAUUGAUUUGCUUCAGGUCCUCGAACCAGCAAGUGGCGAAGCUUUCAUCCUUCUCACCCUGAUGAAGCUGGCGACGAACGUCAACUGGAAGGAGUUCCUCGACACCCACGGCACCUUGGACGCCAAAGAAAUCUAG